GUAUAAAAAGGAUCCGGUCGACUUACGGUUCUGCACCAUCUUUUCCCCUUCUUCUUCUCUGCUAAACUAUAGACCCUUUUGAGUUUCGUUCAUCCUGGUAGAUAAAUUUACGGAGCUUCUCUGAGCUUACUUAUUAGUUUUCUUUGAUGGAGUGAUUAUCCCUAAUUGGAUUGUGAAAGUCUUCAUAUCCGUCGUCACCUAUUAGAGGAUUUCUUCAAUUUAUUCUCAAUAUCUCUUCAAUUUUGUUAAUCAGAGGAUUGUGAUUCUUAUUCUUCUAGUCUUGUUUCCAAACCGAAUAGCAGGCAGCCUUGAUAAUUAUCAGAAAAUAUUGUCUGCCAAUGGAGGUUUUAACAAGUUAUGAUGUAUCACCGCACUUUUACUAUGGUACAUCAAGGAACAGAACCACAGAGGUACUUAAUAGCUCCAACACCAACUUUCAUGGUGUUUACACUUCUAUUCAGACUCAGGUCAGUGGUUUACCCAACGAAAUAGUGAUAGACAUCUUAAGUAGAGUUCCAGCCAAGGCACUCAUGCAGUUUAAGUCGGUAUGCAAACAUUGGUUGUUUUUGAUUAAACAAGAUCCAAAGUUGAUUGAUUUGCAUUUCAUCCAUUCAAAAUCACGUCCUAAUUUUCUCUACAUCGUCCCAGCGCCAGAAAAGGGCAUCCUCCACACUAGCCUAAUUGCUAGCUUUGUAGACAGCAAAACGUUUCAGCAAAGUAUUUCAUGUGCGGAGAUAGUUGAAGCGAGUACUGGUGGUGAGGAUGAAGAAGUGGAAGCCUUUGUUAGUAAGGUUAGGAUAACCGAGGAUAAAUGGUUCCCUUAUAGUGAAGUCUUGGAACCGGUGAAUGGUUUGGUUUGUUUUGUAGAUCAAAAGACACAUGCUAUUAGGGUAUACAAUGCAAGUACACGAGAAGCAACACCGUGGGUCAUAUCAACGUUACUCGCUGAAGAAAAUCACAAGCUUAUGGCAGAUAAAAGCACGAUGAAGAUAAAAAGUCACUCUACUCCAAUUUAUCGAUUUGGUUUCGACCCAGAGAAGAAAGAACAUAAAGUAUUCUGCUUUUGGAGACUACUUACCAGGCGUGAACAGCAUCGUCAUCAUUCCUUGGAACGAUCUGAAUAUGAAAGUUGGGAGGCAUUGACAGUGGGCAGUGACACCAAAUGGCGUAGGAUCAAUGCUGUUCCUAACGAGAACAACCAAAUAAAUAUUGCAGAGGUGCUCCCUCCGGCUUAUAGUAAUUGUCGGCAGGUGUAUGUGGAUGGUACUAUAUACUGGAGCAACAAAGAGUACUAUUGGGAUCAAUGGGGGACCACUAAUCGUGAUGAUCCCGAUGUCAUAGUUGCAUUUGAUGUUGGAACUGAAAAAUAUAGACUUAUCCCAAUUCCUAUUUUCAUCCUCGAAGAGCCUCGUGAUGAAGAGUAUAGGCUGCCAAUUGACAUCUUAGUAUUGGGUGGACAUGUGGCUCUAUUAUACCGUAUGGAACCUUAUGUUGUUAAGUUAUGGAUGUUAGAUGAUGGAGCUGGUAAAAAACUGGAAAAUUGUCGAGGAAACAAAAGUAAUUGGAGCACGGAGAUAAUUGAGCUACCAUUUUACUGUGAUAACCGGGUUGGUGGUUUUGGAAUUGCUGGAAGUACAGACAAGAUAAUCUUCGAAUGCCGGGGAUGCAACAACUCAGUGAGCUUCACUUGUUUGUAUUCUUAUGACCGCAAGAAGAAGACUUGUAAGAGGAUUGAGAUGGAUGGAGUCUCCUCGUUUACCCGUUGCUCCCGGAGGACUCUGAUUACCACUUUUACAGAAAGCCUCUUUCAUGUUUAGUCUCUUUACAACACAAAAGUUACUUGAAGCUUGUGCAAAGUUUCUCUACAUAUUCCACAUGCCAUGUGAGUGCCCAACUUUGUGGACUUAUCAGUUAUCACUCUUUCAUUUUCAGGAAACGGCAAAUCAAUCAGUUGAAUUUCUUGUAGAAAACGUUCAUAAUGUAUUAUGUUAUCUUUUCAAGUUUUUAUACCUUUAGGCGGUUCAUAUAUAUGGUUGUAUGGUACUUCCAAUAAAAUCCGCGUUGAUUGUUGAGAUUCAUCUUUUUAAUUCUUACUGCAAAACUUAAUGAGAUCGCCAUGUUUCAAUUGGGCUUCAGUGGUAUCUCUUUGGAUAUCCUUAUUUGUGACAGGCUGCGGUGUGUAGUCUGUCUUCUUUUUAGGCAGUGUUGAUCUUUGCAUAAGCAGUCUAUCGGUGUAACGGAAAGUCACUAGAUGAUAUCCUGAGUUUUCAUCUAAUUCAGCCAUCACUUGAAGUAGUUACCAGAAAUUCGGAACGUAGCCUGAAUUCUAACAACAGUGCCUUAUUUUUCCUACUUGUAGUAUUUUCACCAGAUGCCUUAGUCUCUGACCGUGUUGUCUGAAUGCCGUGAUUCAUCUGGAUCAAGAGAACUAUACACGGGUUUCGAAGAAAGUCACUAGAUUCUGGAUGCUGUAGUCUGGCUACGGUUUUUGGCGGCGUCUGAAUGCCGUGAUUCAUCCGGAUCAAGAGAACUAUACACAGGUUUCGAAGAUGGACUUAUUUUGGAAGGUCGAAAAUUUGGAGAAUUUCCUGAACUUGGGAGCUCAGGAGUGGUUGCGUCCACUCCAUUGUAACUGCAAAUCAAAAGGACCUUGAUUCAUUCCCUAAACUCUGGGAGGUUGAAGAACAAGGACAACUUUUCCGAAUACAAAUACUGAAGCUCUUUCAAUGAACUUGAGGGCUUAACUUCAGCAGAACAUUUUGAUCGUUCCUGUUUGGAUCUGUCAAAAUGUUGUCCAGUAGUAAGAUCAAAUCUGUUGAUUUGUACAGGUUAGACCCCUCCACUUUCUACUUCACUCAUAUUUUCUUUGAUUUUAUCUUUUAGGACAUAUAAUUUGGUUGGUAUUGUAUUUUUGUCCGGUUGUUACUUUUGGAUCUGGUAUUGUCAUGUUUUUCAGUUAUUUUUGAACAUAUUCGACAUUGAUGACUGUUAUAUUUUAAUUUUGAUCACGAAACAGUAAAAUUUCCUUAGUAGUCUAAGUCCUCAGAGUUGAAGUAGGGUUUCAAUAUAACAGAAGUAAGUUAUGAAACUUAACCAGAUAUUGUGUCGCUAAGAUGUAAUAAUCGGUACUCCGAUUCUAGGUUUUCUAGUAAGUCGCCCUCAUUAUCCUGAAAUGCUGGCUAAUUAAGUUAGAUAGGAUUCUAAUUGGCUAGGUAAUAAGCUAGGUCUUUUGCUUUCACCCUUAUCUCCUUCUCCAACAAAUCUGGGUUAAUUGCUAACAACAGAAAGAGCAACAUUUAUCUCCUCUGUCAAUGCAUCAACUGCCCUUAGCAUCAGAUCCGUGUUGGGCUUCGAAGUUGGCACUCUACCUAUCAGGUAUCUUGGCCUCCCACUUCUCUCUACUCGCCUCUCUCACUCAGACUGCAUCCCCCUUUUUGAUCACAUCAUUACUAGAAUAAAGUCUUGGAAAGCCAGAGACCUCUCCUUUGCAGGUAGAGUUUUAUUAGUAAAGGUCACUUUGAGCUGUAUAUUGGUUUUCUGGACUUCAUGUUUUGUCUUGCCUAAGAGAACAGUUAAAACUCUUAAUUUUUUAUUUAGGAAGUUCCUAUGGGCAUGUAUAGAACUCACCUACAAGCAAUCAGCGGUUAGGUGGUCCAUUGUUUGUCUCCCUUAUGAAGAAGGAGACCUUGGAAUUUGAUGUAUCGAGAUUGCAAAUACUGUAUCCAACCUCCGGCACAUUUGGGACAUCGUAAGCAAUAAAGAAACUAUCUGGGUCACUUGGGUCAAGAACAAUCUCAUCAAACAUAAGGAUUUUUGGCUUCUAGACUGCUCAUGGUGCUGGAGACGCAUCUUGGAUCAUCGGGAUAUGGCUUCUCAAUUUUUUCUACAACUGAUUGGCAAUGGAGAGGAUACGAAGUUGUGGAAGGACAAAUGGCUCCCACAAGGUAACCUUCUAAGCUUAUUUCCUCAACACCUUCUUUAUGACUCUGUCCAUCACUUGGAUGCUAGGGUGAGCACUUGUUUGACAAACGGAGAAUGGUCCCUCACCCCCGAACUUAGAAAAUGUCUUUGGCUCCACUGUUGAGGAUAUUCUGCGAAAAAAAAAGUGGAUUGUUUGUUGCUGAUAGAGUUGUUUGGACUGCUGUUCUGGUAUCUACACCCUGAAGGAUACAACGCUCUAAGACCCCAUGCUCCUAAGAAAAACUGGCAGUCGCUGGUAUGAUUCUCCCACUGCAUACCCAGACAUUGUUUUAUAACUUGGAUGGCUCUUCAUAGGGGUUUGAAGACUAGGUAUAAAUUGUUAUCUUGGGGACUGAGUGUUGAUCCUAUAUGUGUUAUGUGCAAUCUGAUGCUAGAGGAUGAUGUUCACCUGUUGUUCACAUGCAACUACGCAGCAAGUGUUUGGAGCAAGCUGAUGCAGUUGUUGGGUCUGAGCUGUGUUACCCAUACUGAUUAGGAUGACCAUAUACAGUGGUGUGUCACGCAUAUAAGAGGUGUAAGAGCAGUUGGUAUAAUUCACAAACUCACUUUCAAUGCAUACAUCUAACACAUUUGGGGGGAGCGUAAUCGAAGAAUCUUCACUCGUACAUUCAUGUCAGCUGAGUGCUUAUAUCAAAGAAUUGUUGCUGAAGUUCGCCUUAGAAUGGCUUCUAUUAACAUUACUAUGGAGGACAACAAUGAGAAUAGAGCUCUUUCUGCGAGCUGGAGAGGAUCUACAGUCUUUACAUCAACAAAUCAGCUAGCUCUUGCUUGGCCCAAGCCAGAUAAUGGAGAGGUGGCAGUUAACACAGAUGGAUCUUCUAGAGAGGAUGGGGCAGGAUUUGGCGCUAUUUUAAGAGAUGAAAAUGGUAGUCCCAUUGGUGCUGUGAAAGGGGGCUCAACUCUUAUAGCUAUAACUCUUCAU
Messenger RNA from Papaver somniferum (opium poppy), 4903 nucleotides. Its product is annotated as putative F-box protein At5g62660. The transcript is spliced from 8 exons. The record is from RefSeq and is a predicted model, not a curated record. Bases 339 to 1817 code for a protein of 492 amino acids. Gene Ontology annotation, molecular function: protein binding. NCBI's taxonomy places the organism in Eukaryota, Viridiplantae, Streptophyta, Magnoliopsida, Ranunculales, Papaveraceae.